AUGCAAAAGAAUCUCGGCAUUGAGAAGAGCUGCUCCAUGCGAGAAUGCUCCCUUCCGGCCUCCGACGACACAUCCUCGUCCACUGAUUUGAGUGAUGCUCCGUUGCUUGUCAGACGGCGGAUCUCACUAUCGACAUACUACACCUACAUCGACAUUUUCCGAAGCCAGCUCUACACUGUAUGGCCUAUCGUCUCGACCAAUGUCUUGAAGGCGCAACUCAACGAUAUUGCAAAUACCGAAUCACACGCGCUGGCAGCCGCGCUUUGUGCGGCAACGCUGGCCCAGUUGCGUCUCCCGGGGCAUACCCAAGCGCAGGAAUCCUUCCUAGUUACCUCGGGCGACUUUGUGCGAGAGUGCAUCCGGCUUCGGACUGACCAUAAUCCUCAGAACAGUGCCAGCCUGGAGUCUCUUCUGACGUCACUGUUUCUGCACAUGUACUAUGCCAAUGUAGACCAGAUUCCACUUGCUACGUUCGCGUUGCGCGACGCCAUCACCCACGCCCACCUCCUCAGUCUCGGAAAUGUGGAGCUAUUCAAGGACUCGCAGGAAGAGCAACAGUUGAGACUUCGUGUAUACUGGAUAUUGCUGGUCACAGAACGUACUUUCUGCAUGCAGCACGAGCUUCCGAUAACGCUGCAGACGAUAGAAGACCUACCGGUCCCAGUCGAUGACGGCGACUCAGAUCCAGCAUUACUCACCGGGUUCUGCAAUCUCGUCCGGCUCUUUACGCGGAUUGACGGGCCACUGCUCCAAGCGCCGUACCUUGCGCCGCAUCCAACUUACUCCCGAGCCAAGAUCACGGAUAUCCAGGAAGAUCUCCAGACCAGAGCCACCAAAGACCCGAUCAUUGACGAGGUUCAGCGUGUCGACAUCUGGGUUACCUUAGCCUGGCUGAGUUCCCUGCUUUGGCAAUAUUCGGCAUCACAUUAUAUGCUUGCGUCUGACUCAUCGAACGUCUGCCUUGCCCCAAGCUACCCGUUUGUCAUUGCGAGGAAUUUUCUCUCGUUGGUAUGCGGCGCGUCGCUUGACUCGGUUCGCCCUCACGGCUAUGGCAUGGAAAUCAAGCUAUUUCAACUGGCGAACUCGUUAAUAGAUGUUCUCGUAUACGUUCCUUCCUUAUCGAAAAUAUACAGUGACUGCGAAUGGGGACCCCGGCACGCCGUUGUGGAACUAGAGCACUUACUUGACAUUGUUGCCGGGGGGAAGUCCGAAAGAUUAGACAACUUGCAUAUUCGCAUGGCACAGAUCGACUAUACGCCGGCCCCAAGGAAAGCGUUGCCAAGUAGUGAGGACGAUGAUCGAGAGCUGGAAGGUUCACCCGUCAUUGACUUGACUUCAAGCCCUGACGCAGAAUAUCAAUGGUCUGACGGCAAGAGAGAGCUUAUGCUGCAGUUGGGUCCGACGGACAUGAAUUUCUCUACCGUCUUUCCGGAGUUUGGCGUUGGAGUUGUAUCUUUCUUCCCGGCCGGCGGAGAUGAGCCCUCUGGAUAUGGAGAGGCAUUUUACGAGUGUCCGGCCGAUUUUUUCGCUCGGGGAGCCCGUAUGCCUCAUAUACCCAGGUCGUCUCCGGCCGGGUGCUCGCGCGUUGUGUUCGAAACCUGA
Molecule: messenger RNA, 1602 nt
Organism: Aspergillus mulundensis
Lineage: Eukaryota; Fungi; Ascomycota; Eurotiomycetes; Eurotiales; Aspergillaceae
Product: fungal specific transcription factor domain-containing protein
Exons: 3
Coding region: 1-1602 (533 amino acids)
Biological process (GO): DNA-templated transcription
Molecular function (GO): DNA binding; zinc ion binding
Source: RefSeq, a predicted model, not a curated record